AUGUCCCUUCCAUCACCACCACCAGCCGGUGUCUACACGCCAAUCCCCACCUUCUUCAAGAAGGACGGAUACGCCAUAGACUAUGAUGCAAUUGUCGCCCACUGCCAGUUUCUCCACAAGGCCGGCAUCCAAGGUGCUGCCAUUCACGGUUCCACCGGUGAAGGUGUUCACCUGACCCGUACUGAGCGUGUUGAGGUCAUCAAGCGCGUCCGUGCUGCUCUGCCUGCAGAUUUCGUGAUCCUCGGAGGUGUUGUACAGAACUCCCUCCAGGAAGCCUUGGACGAGGUGGAAGCCUUGAAGAGCGCUGGAGCUGCCUAUGCCCUCACUCUCGGCUCCAACUACUUUGGUCUGGCUAUCAAGCAACAGGGAAUCAUUGACUGGUUCACUUCUUUUGCCGACAAGAGUGCUUUGCCAGUGCUUUUGUACGUGUACCCAGGAGUUUCCAACGGACUGUCGCUUUCUCCAGAGACCAUAAUCCACCUGAGUGCCCAUAAAAACAUCGUUGGAUGCAAGAUCUCCCACGGAGACGUUUCCCACCACACUCUGAUUGGUCUCUCGCCUGAGAUCCAGAAGAACAACUUCCUUCCGCUGACCGGUCUCGGUCAAUUGCUGCUGCCAGUUCUGACUGUAGGCUUCAAGGGAACUGUCGAUGCCAUUUCAGGAGCUUUCCCAAAGAUCUACGUCAAGGUAUUCAACUUGUUUCAAGAGGGCAAGAUCGAUGAGGCCAGAAAAUACCAGCUCGUGAUCAGCAGAGCCGAGGAGAUCGUGGUGAAGUCGGGUGUCAUUGGUAUCAAAACUGCCAUUCACAAGGCCACUGGGUUUGGAGAGUCCGUCCUUGGAAGAGCUCCUUUGAACCAGGAUGUCGACGCAGGUGCUUGGGCAUCUACUCUUGGAUAUUUCGAUGCAAUCACCGAGGUGGAGAACUCUUUGUAA
Kuraishia capsulata CBS 1993 is the source of this 933-nucleotide messenger RNA. RefSeq lists its product as uncharacterized. The record is from RefSeq and is a predicted model, not a curated record. Gene Ontology annotation, molecular function: 4-hydroxy-tetrahydrodipicolinate synthase activity. The transcript has a single exon. NCBI's taxonomy places the organism in Eukaryota, Fungi, Ascomycota, Pichiomycetes, Pichiales, Pichiaceae. Bases 1 to 933 code for a protein of 310 amino acids.